Messenger RNA from Penicillium angulare, 864 nucleotides. RefSeq lists its product as uncharacterized. The transcript has a single exon. Bases 1 to 864 code for a protein of 287 amino acids. Lineage: Eukaryota; Fungi; Ascomycota; Eurotiomycetes; Eurotiales; Aspergillaceae. The record is from RefSeq and is a predicted model, not a curated record.
AUGAUUGAAGUCGAAGAGUGCUACACGGAGGAACAUAUCAAAGACGCUCUUAAGAAGGUCCCACCUCAUCUGGAGAAAACUUAUCGAAGGAUAUUUGAUCGUAUCAAGGAUAGAGAUGUGUCACUAGCGCGGCGAACAUUCACUACUAUUUGUCUCUCACCUGUGCGUCUUGAUCUGAAGACGGUUGCCGAUAUGGUGGGAUUAGGAUAUCCUGAGUCAAUCAUCAAAAUCUGCACAAUAUCUCUUGUUAGCAGGUCUGGUGAUAAGGUGCAGACGGCCCAUUUCUCGGUGCAGGAAUUACUUGUCAUUUCAGAUGAAAAUGGCUCGCAUCAUCCAUGCCAAUUCUCGGCCAUCGAUGGACAGAUAUAUCUCGCGGAAAGAACAGUAGAUUGUAUUCUUGAGCAGACUGAAUUUCUGACGCGAGAAGAAGCAGUGAAUCAGGCCUCGUUUAUGUACGCGGCCAGUUACUGGGAUACCCACCUGGCUGCAUUGGGAGACGUCGAUCAAGCUAUUCCAGGCUUACAAGCGAAGAUUGAUCAUCUCUUUACUGAACCAAACAUCUACUUGAAUCGGGUGCGAGCUGCCGACAUUAAUGAGUACCAAGACGAGAGCCUCUGGGUGAGAGUACUUCAAGAAUGCGAUCCUCCCAUUUAUAGGGCAUCUCGUAUGAGUCUGAUUAAGACAGUGAACAUAUUGUUUACGCAAGGCGCGGAUGCUUUACUAUCUUUCCAGCCACCCAAUUGGCCAUGGGAAAAAAAUUCAUUGACUGAAGCUGCUCAGCAUGGCCAAUUAGAUGUUUUAAUUUUGCUUUUGAGCAAAAGUCUCUCACUCACUCAAGAUAUGGUCAGCCCAAUAUUGAAAUAA